UUGGUAUCGUUUUGGUGAUGCGGGACUUCACCUCAAAAAUAUUGUAAAAAGUGAAUUAUGCUAUUAAAUUAAAGAUUUUAAUGUUUUAUAGUGGUUUCCUAACGUCAUGUUAAUUAUUAAAAGGUGUAUAAUGUUUAUAUUGAUAACUAAUUAGCAUGUAGUUCUUCUGGUUUGGACUGAAAUAGUUUAAACGUUUUAUUUAACUAGGCUAAGGUUAGUUGUGUGAUUAAUACAAGUGGACAUUUCCAAACAUGAAUAUCGAUAGAAAGACGCCUUUAAUCUUAAAAAAGAAUACCAUGUCCGUGUUAAACAGAAACUAUACAUUUAAGGACACGCCAUUAUUUCAAAGUAUGCAGAGGGUGAACACUAUUAAAGAAGAUGUUAUUUAUACGUCAACGCCGGGAGAUUUUUUAAAGGGGGAAUACCCUGAUUUGACGAUUGUUAAUAAGUUGAACGUACUUAGCAACAACAGUCGCACAACUGCGGAGUAUAGGAGUGGGGACUCUGAUAUCAUUGAACUAACAUCUGACGAAUUGACAAAAGUGAUUGGCCAAAAGAAUUACAACACACUUUUUGCAGCUUUAUGUUCAGUUAUCAACCAGGAGUAUCGGGUACAGGCAAUUCUUGCUUUAUUAUCAGUUUCAAAGAGAAGGAUAGAUAUUUCCUGUCAAACUGAUUUUAAAAGUCCAGAGAAUAAGGUAAAGCUAACUAACUUUUCAUGCCAAACAGAUGAAACUUGCUUUGAUCUUAUACAAAGACUGAAACAAAAGAGGAAAAUAAGACGACCACAUCUAACACCUUAUGUAGUCCAAGAACCAGAAGAGAACAAGGUAAAGAAACUAGUUAUAACCCCGAAACAUUUUAAAGACACCAGUAGGAUAAUUGACAUAGAAGGAAAAAUCAAGCACAAAAAGAUUUAUAAUAACUCAGAUGAAAAUUAUGAUAAAGAUAAUAAACAUUUAAAUGAAAAAAACACAAAUUGUGCUUUAAAAUUUCCUCAUAAUAGUUCAUGUGUUGAGAAAGCUUCAAAUAAUGUGUGUAAAGACAUCAGUGACGAGUCUAAAACGGUGUGUGGCAAUGCAACAAGUUUCCCAGAAUUAAGACAAUUUGUAGAUGAGGACAGUAAUAUAUCAGAUAUAAGUUGUGGUAAUAUAUCUAUUAACAGUUUGGGCGGCUUAACAAACUUAAUAGAUAAUCCUAUUGAUAUAUUGGUUAAUAUUGAUAAACAUACUCAAGAAUCUGCAAGGCACGGUACUACACUUAAUAUGCUUGAUGGUACCCAAGUGUUAAUUCCCGGCAAAACUGAAGAUCACUUCCAUAUCGCAACACCCGACACAUUGAAAACUUUAAGUCCAAGUGAACGUUCGAAAGUAAUGUGGUAUCAAGCAUAUAUUGACUGGAAAUUAUGUUUAGAGAGUGAUGAAGAUGGCAAUUUACCAAUUCAUCGUGCGGUGUUAAGCAAUGAUAUUGACAUGCUGCGGCGACAAUGUGUUGUGCUGAAGAGUAGACAAGAAUCUGUGGACAUACCUGCAAACGAAAAUGUUACGGCUCUCCAGAUGGCCAUAAUACAAGACUACGCGUCGUGCACCGCCGUACUCCUGCAGUAUGGUGCCAACCCGCUGAUUACUGACGACGACCAGCGCACCGCCGUCCAUCUCGCCGCCGAGAUGAGUCCAGACCACAUGAAAGCGAUCAUAAACUGCUGUCAGAAUAAUGCACGGCACAUCCUCGAGGAAAAUGACUUGUGGAGACCAGAUUUUGAGACAAUGAAGCCCGAAUUGGUCGUGAAAUAUCUCCUUUCUAAAAUCUCCUUAAUGUAUGAUAGUCAUGGUUAUACGCCCUUAAUGCUUGCCAGUAAACAAGGAAACUAUGCCAACGUACAAAUGUUGCUGGAAUCAGAUACAAGCACUGUCAACUUGCCCAUGCCCAACUGCGGCAACACCGCGCUGUACGAGGCCGUCGCCACCGCCUGCAUUGACGCUGAAAAAAGAGGCAACAAAUCCAAAAUAGCUGACAAUUAUUUGAAGACAAUAGAAACUUUAAUAAAACUCGGAGCUGAUCCAGCUAUAGAGAACUCUUCAGGCAACUCUGUUAAUCAUCUCCUCAAUGAAAUAAGUAACAGAGAGUUGUCAAUGUUAGUUGCUAAUACAAUAGUUUCUUUGAAAUAUUCAUCUUACGAUAGCGAUCUGAAGAAAGAUUUCAAAUCCUUCAUGUUGGUGCGAGAACAAGAUGGAGAUGUCACUAUCAAGAAAUUGGACAGGGAAAAAAUACAAGUCAUACCAAAAAACAACGUUCAAAUAGAUUCUAAAGUAAAAGAAAAAGUGACCCCUCCACUACAAAUAUCAAUAGAUAAAAAUGAUUUUGACAAAACAUCGCCAAAUAUUAAAAGACAUGUGAUUAUCCCAUACGAUGGUACUCUUAAACGUAAAGCAGAUCAAGAAGGUGCUAUCGCCGUUUUACCUGAAAUUAAAAAAAUUAAAUCGAUUAAAAACAUAAUAAUUGUCCCAGCAUCGAGUGCGAGCGGAUACAUGACAAAUAUAAAAAAUAUAACAGCAAUAAGUAAAAUACAAUCAAACCCAAUACAAACGAGGAAAAUAUUAAAAGUUUCUAAAAUCGAUUUUAACAAUUUAAACGUAUCAAGUGCAAAUGUCAUAGGAAGUAAUGUUAUAUCAAUAAGUAAUACAUCGGUUGUAAAAUCUCAAAAUAAAAAUGAAACAAAUCAUACCGCUUUGCCAAUAAAGAAGCAAAAAAGAGAUAUACAAAAUUAAUAGAAAACCCGCGUUUCCACUAACGCAACACUAUAGAAUAUACGACCCGAAAUAUAAAACCCAUUUGCGGAAAAAAUUAAAACUAAUUUCAUCAUUUACUUUAAUAUGAUCUAAUAAAAGUAGCGUUUGAAGGAAUUUCUAUUUACAAGCUAAAUAUAGUUCUUUUCAAAUAUUUUGGCGCCUCAAGGUCACCGGGCAUCACAAUGCCCUCUCUCCGCAACACUGAACAUAGAGUCCAGCGCAGCGACUCGCGCGGAUUAUUCCCAACCGUCCCCACGUGGAGGCAGAUGUGAAUAAAAAGUUUCACCUAUCCCACUUUUUGCGACGAUGGGACGGUUGGAACUUUUUUAUUUAACAAUGGUUCCACCUGUCACCUUAUUGGGUGAUAGUGGGUAUAAAAGGUGGGACGGAUGAAACUUUUAAUUCUCACGUGGGGACAGAGUAGGGUGACGGUUGGGAAUAAUCCACUCGCGCGAAUUUAAGAACCUCCAAGAUAUAUGACAAUUAUACCGCUCUGACGAAGAGAAAAACAUUAAUUAUAUUUUAGUAAGAAUAGUGUUAUUUGUGUAUAUUUUGCGAAGAGUCGGUAGUGGAAACUCACCCUUACUGUAACAAUAUUGCUUCUGCACUUUUAUUUGCAAAAACUGCAUGUUCUUAUGAUCUGAAUUUCUUUAUGGCUAUAUACAUUUUUAAAAAUGAAUUCAUUGCUUAUUUUACAUAUUUUUACUUGCAAUAAUAUAAUA
Molecule: messenger RNA, 3511 nt
Organism: Papilio polytes (common Mormon)
Lineage: Eukaryota; Metazoa; Arthropoda; Insecta; Lepidoptera; Papilionidae
Exons: 6
Coding region: 252-2768 (838 amino acids)
Molecular function (GO): protein binding
Source: RefSeq, a predicted model, not a curated record